UUCUUGCAGAUUCACGGUCGGAUUUACGUUGUUCCAAGACCACCCCGGUUUUGUGCAUCAACAAACGUAUUAUCGUUUGAUUGAGACAUGCUUCCUCUACGGCCAUAUCUUGCUAUAGUUGUUGGGAUUUGGCGAUCAGUAUCCUAUGUCAUGAAUAUUCUUACUACUCGUGAGGUAGAUAAUUUUAUAUCUAAUACCUUCGGCUCUGUUUCCUCCUUAUUUUGCAGGCACCGCAUCUCCUUCGGAGGACGUCACAUUAGGAAAACAAUGGUAGCUCAAAGUAGAAUAGUGUUGUUUUGGUAUAGCACCACUUACCUUCUCCUUCAGAAAAACAAACCACAAUACCAGCUGCUGGAGGCCGCACCUCUUGACCAAAUCCAACCAGCGGUGCAGCUUGAGCUCUUAAAUACCGAACAAGAUGAACAAAACGUGCCAAAUGAAGUUAAUGAACAACCCGUAACAGUUGGAACAGUCGAAUUAAACCAGCCACCAAGUGAAUCACCGCCAAUUGACUUUGUCCUAGAAGGUGAUAAGUAGAGGAGAUAUCUUAGCAAAUAAGGGAGCGUCGUGCCUUUUCCGACCCAAUGAGCCAUAUUUUCUAUGCAACAAGACGAUUGACGAUGCUUAAUCGUGUUGCAUUAUUGUAUAUCCAAAUCAACUUAGAAAUCUCACGUAUAAUGAAGAUGCCCUUUCGUAUUUGAUCGUAGAAAUCUGGCUUGGACAUGAAUUUCACUGGGAUUUUUUCAGUUUUUUGUAUCCAGAGAAAGGCGUGAUUUGCACAUCCUUUUGUUUGUUAAUUACUCAUCUUGCAAAUGCUUUUCUAUGUUAUUAGACAUUUGUAGCCGUCGGUUGUGUUUCUUAUUCAGUAUUGUUUUUUAUGUAAAUAUAGGUUAGGCCAGUUAGCUGAGGUAGGUAAAA
This is a messenger RNA of Malus domestica (apple), 918 nucleotides long. NCBI's taxonomy places the organism in Eukaryota, Viridiplantae, Streptophyta, Magnoliopsida, Rosales, Rosaceae. The record is from RefSeq and is a predicted model, not a curated record.